UAAGUUUACCCUAGCCAACCCACACCAAAAAAAAAAAAUAAAUAAAUAAACACUUUACAUAUGUAACUAUAGUUGACAUUACAAAAACGUACAACGAAAUCCGGGUCGCCUGUAUCGAGAUGAAUUCUGCAACUUGCAUUUCAACAAUCCUGCCAGAAACAUGGCCCACCUGCCCCACCACUGAUCUGCUGACACAUGCAGAGAUCAAUUUUGCAACUUGCAUUUCAACAUUCCUGCUUGAAGUGCGGAUCUCCUGCCCUUCAGCACACAUGGCCAGUCACAUGCCAAGACGAUGGAAUGCUGUCAGCGAGCAGCAUGGAAGACGCAGAGAGAGUGGUGGUCAGGUGGUGGUGGAGACAGGGAGAGUAUGUGGCCUGGAGAUUAACAAACAGAACACCAAUAAUCUUGUGACCUCCAUGCACCCUUCCUAAUGUCAAUAAAGUUGUCUUAUCAUGCCCAAAA
Messenger RNA from Portunus trituberculatus (swimming crab), 462 nucleotides. RefSeq lists its product as uncharacterized. The record is from RefSeq and is a predicted model, not a curated record. NCBI's taxonomy places the organism in Eukaryota, Metazoa, Arthropoda, Malacostraca, Decapoda, Portunidae. The transcript has 4 exons. The coding region runs from base 120 to 431 and encodes 103 amino acids.